Schistosoma intercalatum is the source of this 2842-nucleotide messenger RNA. The record is from the annotation of a GenBank genome assembly. NCBI's taxonomy places the organism in Eukaryota, Metazoa, Platyhelminthes, Trematoda, Strigeidida, Schistosomatidae.
GUAUGUUUGGUUUAACUAAGGUAGAAAGUUCGUUACUGAAAUGUGCGUUUGUUUUGAGGUCAGUCUUUGCGUUAAUAGUAGUAAGUGACUAUUAUUUCUUUCCAUAAGACGCAUUUAGUCUUUCAGUAGUCUUCUUCCUGAUCAUGCUGCUGACGCUUUUAAACCCCCGGAGGAACCUUACGCUGGAUGGGUGGAUAAGAUUACCCGAAUAUUCUUUCAGGGGUUUUGCAAAUGGGAUUGCAUUUAUUUUACUUUCAUCGCAAACUACGGUUAUAUCUUUGAAAAUAGCCUUGUCUUUCUCCCUGGUUUUCCCAUGUUAAUAGGCUUAUUAGGUCGUUUGGCUUUAAGAGUUAGUGUACAUUCUCUGAGUUUAUCUUCUUCAAUCCUUUUAUGUGGAUUCUUGUCAAACUUUGUUUUAAAUCUAGCCUCUGCAGUUUUUUUAUACCGCCUAGGAGUUAUGAUACUGGGUUCUGUAAAAGUUAGUUUUCUUGCUUCGUUACUAUUUUGUUGUAAUCCAGCUACAGUGUUCUUUUCAUCACUUUACUCUGAGUCAUUGUUUUUCUUUUUUACCGUUUCUGGGUUAUAUUUUAUGUAUGUCAACAAGAUCUUAUUGUCUUCUUUGUUAAUCGCGUUUUCUGUUAUGUGCAGAAGCAAUGGGUUGCUAAAUAUAGGAUAUUUAGGUUACUUCAUGGUCGUUCGUUCAAACUUCCGGGUGCUAAUAUGGAUAGAUGAAGUUCAAAAAACCAGAAAGUCCUUCAUAUCUUUCUUGCUCUUGUCCAUCAAGUGGUGGGUCAACGUUGUUGUUUUCUUCAUGCCACGCCUUGUGUUACUCUUUUUAUGCUCUCUCCCUUUUUUAUUGUAUCAAACCUACGGUUACUUUUUAUAUUGUUCUCGCGUGCAAUCGUCUCACACUGUAUUUCCGUCAAAAAUUCCUGUACCACUGCUUACCUAUGGCCUGGAUCAUGGCUUAUCAAUACCAGUUCGCCUUACAAACCAAUCUAGUUCUUCUCACUUACCAGUUUGGUGUUCGUUUGCACCGCCAUUCUCAUAUUCUCAUAUACAAAAGAGUCAGUGGAAUGUUGGGCUGUGGGGAUAUUACCAGCUACGGCAAAUUCCAAAUUUUAUUCUGUCCUUACCCGUAGUUACUUUAUGCUUUAUAUGUGCGAUUAUGUUUUACCGAAGAGCUCCAAAAGCAUAUAGAACCUUUGGGCUAUGUGCAGAAUGCGAAAUGGACCGUAUCAUGGUGCCGUAUGUGUUUCAUAUGCUGUUUUUGUGCUCUUACGGGGUUCUCCACAUAAAUGUUCAAGUGUUAACACGUAUGAUAUUUUCAUCCUGUCCUGUUAUCUAUUGGUUUUGUGCAUAUCUUCUUUGUGAAACGUUGCCUAAUUUCGAGCCAUUAAUAAUGAAUAAACACAAUAGUAAUUCUCUGAUCAAUAUUAGAUUUGAAUUGUAUCAUUAUUUAGUAGAUAUUUAUAAAGCAUUAAAUCCUUUUCAAUAUCAUUUAGUAAAACAUCGUAUUGUGCUUUGUUAUUUCUUAAGUUAUGCUAUUAUAGGCUGUAUUUUACAUCCUAAUUUUUUACCAUGGACAUAGUACCCCCCCUUUUUUUUCUCUUUUUGUGUUUUCUAAUAAGAUUAAUCAUUAUAAUAACUAAAAUGGUUUAUAAUUUGAUUUUUAAAAAUUUUAAUUAACCAGUAUCUUGUGGUCAAUUGUUAGAUUUCUCCUGUAGAUUGGUAAGACAAUUUGUUUAUAUUUAGUGUCUAUUUACUGUCAAAUGGUACAUGGUGUAUUGUGUAUGUAUGUAUGUAUGUAUAUGUGUGUUUGUGUGAGUUGGCAACCUUUUCUUUCUUGUAUCAGAUUGGAUUUUUAUUAUUAACCGAUUACAUAACGUUGUCUUCAAAUCUGUUAUAUCUUUUACUCCUGUUGAUCUUCUAAUUCUAUUGUUUUAAAGAAAAUAUUGUUAAACUGAACAAUAGCCAUUCAGUCAGUCAGUAAGUCAGUAACAAUGUAAAACUUCGUACGUACGUACAUCAGUCCGAGUUGCCACACCACAAUAGCCAUUCAUUUGGUACUGAUGAUUUUUAUUUUCAACUAUAAAACUUAUGGAUUAGUGUAAUGCUUUGAUAAAGAACUAAUUGAAGAGAAAUAUUUCUUCACUGAACUUGUGUUUUUGAUAGUUAAGAUUGAUUGAUAGUUCUAUGCUGGAGAUAAUGCUAAGAAUCCAGAAUAGAGGAGGUGAUGUUACGGUUGUUAAUAGUCAGAUUUCCAGAAAGAAUUAUGGAAUUGUGAUGAAGAUAGUAAAUUAUUCUAUAUUUAGAACUCAAAUUAAAUCAGUAUUUGAACACUAAUAAGACUAUAUAAGCGUGAAAACUUAAAAGGGUUAUUCGAUUACAAUCAUAAUCACCAUAGCAAGUGAAAGGUUCACCGCCUUAUUAAUUAUUUUGAAUGUAUGGCUAAAUUUGAUUUUGUGUCCAUCAAGACCCUGACGAUUGAACUUGUUUAGAGUUUACUAACUUUCAGACAGGUCCCUUGGAAUGUGUUUAAGCUUCUACCGAAGUUUACGAACACGUAUCUUUAUAAUCAAAUGAUCUUUUUAAGUUUUCUGUCUUGCAUGAUAUUGUUGAUGCUCAAAUAUAAAUUCGACAUGUUCCAACUACACAAUUGUAUAAUAAUUUACUAUUUCCACUACAACUGUAUAGUCUUUUUAUAAAAAGUCUGAUUAUUAGAAACUAUGGCACUACCCCCUUUAUUUUGUAUUAUUAUUGUUAUUACUAUUAACAUGUAGAUAUUCGUUAACCUUAACUAUGUUCAAUCAAAUAUAUCAUAUCUUGUUCUUUUACCUAU